Sabethes cyaneus is the source of this 765-nucleotide messenger RNA. It is a transcript of the gene Trs23, whose product is annotated as trafficking protein particle complex subunit 4. NCBI's taxonomy places the organism in Eukaryota, Metazoa, Arthropoda, Insecta, Diptera, Culicidae. Bases 80 to 733 code for a protein of 217 amino acids. Gene Ontology annotation, cellular component: TRAPP complex. The transcript is spliced from 2 exons. The record is from RefSeq and is a predicted model, not a curated record. Gene Ontology annotation, biological process: endoplasmic reticulum to Golgi vesicle-mediated transport.
CAACAGUUUUGUUUACGAAUUCGAACGGCUAGUGUUUUUUCUGAAAAGUGAAAUAUCUUGCUGCUUGUUAAACACGAAAAUGGUCAUUUAUGGAGUAUACAUUGUAAGCAAAUCUGGAGGGUUAAUUUUCAAUUUGGACCACAAUGUACCAAAGAUAGAAACAGAGCGAACGUUCAAUUACCCGCUGGAAAUUAACUUGGAGUACGAACCGAAAAAAGUAUCGGUUUCAUUUGGGCAAAAGGAUGGAAUAAACGUUGGACACGUCCUUGUCAGCGUAAAUGGUAUACUGGCAAACGGUUUGGCACUAGAAGACGGACGGGACAUCAAAGAGUUGAUAGAAAAUAAGGAUAAUUAUCCACUUACGUUAAAGUUCAGUCGACCGAAAAUGACAACCAACGAAAAGAUAUUUCUUGCCAGUAUGUUCUACCCGCUGUUUGCCAUUGCCAGUCAGCUCAGUCCGGAACCGAAAAGCAGUGGCAUUGAAAUAUUGGAAGCUGACACUUUCCGUUUGCAUUGCUUCCAAACGCUGACGGGCGUUAAGUUCAUGGUGGUGGCUGAGAACAUUCAGAGCGGAAUGGAUGUGUUGUUGCGGAGGGUUUAUGAAUUAUAUGCUGAUUAUGUGCUUAAGAAUCCUUUCUACUCGUUGGAGAUGCCUAUCCGUUGCGAGUUAUUUGACGUAAAUCUACAGGCCUUAUUGGAGCAAGUAGAAAAGAACGGUAUUGCUAGUAUUUAAAUAGGUUUUAGGUAAGCAAAAUACACUUAUAA